GCCUCUGUUCCGUUUGUAUCAUUCAAGCGCGGUGCUUGCGUGUCGUGCAAGGCCGCGCGUUCCUGUCUUACAGAUAUUUUAUAUACCUCAACCUGCAUCUGUUCUUCGUCAUUGAUUACUGUAUACAGCUCUCCACCUACGAUGUCCACUACUCCAGAACGCGAUGCUCAACUUCUCGCCGUCGGGCACCAAUGCUCAGAACAAUCGUGUUUACUGGUCGAUUUUUUGCCAUUCAAGUGUCAGCAUUGCUCAAUCGGUUCUGUGGGGAACAUUUUGACGUGACAGCUCAUCGUUGUCCAAGUUAUGAUGAAAGCAAGCAUAACAGAAUUGCACCGUCUUGUCCACUGUGCAAUCAGCCAGUGGCCAUACCGCACGGACAAGAUCCCAACAUUCGCAUGGAGAACCACAUAUCCAAUGAGUGCUCUGUUAUGACUGGUAAAUCAGGUAGAGCCAAAUCUGCGCCAGUUUGUGCGAGAGGCAAAUGUGGAAAGGUAUUGUUUGCUCCUAUCCGCUGCGAUAAAUGUUCGCAGCAAUUUUGCCCUCAACAUCGAUUUCCCAAAGAUCACACUUGCUCAUCUUUAUCCACUCCGGCAUCAUCGAACUCCAGGAUAACCUCCCCUGCUUUGGCCAAACAGUCGAUUAGCGCUUCAUCCAAAGCAUCUGCUGCAAGUGCGUCUGCCAUGAACGCAAUGAAGAAAACAUUGGCGUCCGCGAGCUCCAACGUCUCGGCCCACUCACCCUCUACGUCUAUCGCUACCCCUAAGAUCGCAUUGCCGAGUACCAAUAUGUUCUCGAAAGCUGAUCGUCGGGCGAAGGCGGAGAGGGAGAGUAGGAGGAAAGCUAUGAUGGAACGCGCUAAGAAGGGUCUCUUGAGCGAUGAAGAGAAGCGCAUUCUGGCAACUGAGGAAGCACAGAGGGCUCAGCAGGCCGGCAAGAAGGAUGGCGACUGCGUUAUGAUGUAGUUUCUAUUUGUAUUCCAACUGUGUAUCCCCAUAUACCUACUAAAUAGACACUCAACUGUAAAUUGGCAAUCUUCCUAAUACCCUUUACUCUACUA
Serpula lacrymans var. lacrymans S7.9 is the source of this 1057-nucleotide messenger RNA. RefSeq lists its product as uncharacterized. Gene Ontology annotation, molecular function: zinc ion binding. The transcript is spliced from 5 exons. The record is from RefSeq and is a predicted model, not a curated record. Gene Ontology annotation, cellular component: cytoplasm. Bases 192 to 962 code for a protein of 256 amino acids. NCBI's taxonomy places the organism in Eukaryota, Fungi, Basidiomycota, Agaricomycetes, Boletales, Serpulaceae.